Papilio xuthus (Asian swallowtail) is the source of this 473-nucleotide messenger RNA. Its product is annotated as collagen alpha-1(I) chain-like. The transcript has a single exon. The annotation marks the transcript as partial. The record is from RefSeq and is a predicted model, not a curated record. NCBI's taxonomy places the organism in Eukaryota, Metazoa, Arthropoda, Insecta, Lepidoptera, Papilionidae.
AGUCCGGGCGAAAGCCCCGGUAAACAACCAGGUACUUCAGGACCGGGUGGAAAUAAGGGACCAACGGGACCACCUGGCCCACCUGGGCCUCCUGGUUAUCCUGGGCCUAGCAACCCUGGAUCUAAAGGACCAGGCGGUAGUAAAGCUCCUGGUGGAAGCCCUGGUAAACAACCAGGCACUUCAGGGCCCGGUGGUCAUAAAGGACCAACAGGACCUCCUGGUGCUCCUGGCCCUAGCACGCCUGGAGCUAAAGGACCGGGAGGUGGUAAGGUUCCAGGUGGAAGCCCUGGUAAACAACCCGGCACUUCAGGGCCCGGUGGUCAUAAAGGACCAACAGGACCUCCUGGUGCUCCUGGCCCUAGCACCCCUGGUUCUAAAGGACCAGGCGGUAAUAAGGGUCCGGGUGAAAGCCCCGGAAAGCAACCGGGUACUUCAGCACCGGGUGGAAAUAAGGAACCAACAGGACCUCCUGG